Brassica napus (rape) is the source of this 1770-nucleotide messenger RNA. RefSeq names its product putative UDP-arabinose 4-epimerase 4. The transcript has 11 exons. Lineage: Eukaryota; Viridiplantae; Streptophyta; Magnoliopsida; Brassicales; Brassicaceae. Gene Ontology annotation, molecular function: UDP-glucose 4-epimerase activity. Gene Ontology annotation, cellular component: cytosol. Gene Ontology annotation, biological process: beta-D-galactose catabolic process via UDP-galactose, Leloir pathway. The record is from RefSeq and is a predicted model, not a curated record. The coding region runs from base 350 to 1588 and encodes 412 amino acids.
AAAGAAAGAGAGUCGCGGCUAGGUCGUAGUCGUGCUCUCGUUUUGCAAUUCACGUUUCCUUCUUCUUUGUCUCCUUCAAUCCUCAUACUCUCUCUGCUUCUCUUUCUCACUCUUACGUUUUGUAUCUUCACGGGGUUCUCUCACACUCUGUUAAUAAACAUCGAGCGUUUUGCAUUCUCAACAUCUUUAAACGCAUUUCUCUGUUUCUCGUCUUCUCACAAUUAUCAGCAAUCUCCAGCAACAUGAACUCCAUGGUUGCUAACUACUGAUUGUUGUGAGUGUUUGUUUUAUUUUAUUGGGUUUGGUCUGAAGUCUCUAUUUGAGAAACAGAACAUUUUGAAGUCUUCCAAUGACGAGUUUGUCUGGAGUCAGAAGUCAACGAAAAAACUCAAGACCUCUGUCUCCAGGAGAUAUGGAUUACAUAGAACCCAAAACAAAGAGCAAUCUUAUGGGAAAGCUUCUCUUACUAGCUUCACUUAUAAUCUUAGCCUUUAUUGUGAUCAAUAAAGCUUCAAGUUUCACAUCCCCAAGCGUGUUCUCUCGAAGAGAGGAAGGAGUGACUCAUGUGUUAGUCACUGGUGGAGCUGGCUAUAUCGGUUCACAUGCGGCUUUAAGGUUGCUUAAAGAUAAAUACCGCGUAACCAUUGUGGACAAUCUUUCCCGUGGGAACCUUGGUGCGGUUAAGGUUUUACAGCGACUGUUCCCACAAACUGGAAGACUUCAAUUCAUUUAUUCUGAUUUAGGAGAUCCCGCAGCUGUGGAGAAAAUAUUCUCAGAGAAUGCCUUUGACGCUGUGAUGCAUUUUGCUGCCGUAGCUUAUGUUGGAGAAAGCACUCUUUAUCCUCUUAAAUAUUACCAUAACAUUACAUCAAACACAUUAGGAGUUCUUGAAGCUAUGGCUAGACAUAAAGUGAAGAAACUGAUAUAUUCUAGUACUUGUGCUACUUAUGGAGAGCCUGAAAAAAUGCCGAUUACUGAAGAUACCCCGCAGGUUCCGAUUAAUCCUUACGGGAAAGCUAAAAAGAUGGCAGAGGACAUGAUCUUGGAUUUCUCUAAGAACUCUGACAUGGCUGUCAUGAUCUUGAGAUACUUCAAUGUGAUUGGUUCAGAUCCGGGAGGUAGAUUAGGAGAAGCUCCAAGACCCGAGCUUCGUGAGCAAGGACGUAUCUCCGGUGCUUGUUUUGAUGCCGCUCGCGGUUUCAUUCCCGGACUGCAAGUGAAAGGAACAGACUACAAAACAUCAGACGGGACUUGCAUUAGAGACUAUAUAGAUGUUACUGACCUCGUGGAUGCUCACGUAAAGGCUCUUGAGAAAGCUCAGCCUCAUAAAGUCGGUAUCUACAACGUUGGAACCGGUAAAGGAAGAUCAGUUAAGGAAUUUGUGGAGGCGUGUAAGAAGGCGACAGGAGUUGAGAUUAAAGUAGAUUUACUGCCCCGACGGCCAGGAGAUUACGCAGAGGUUUAUAGUGAUCCAACAAAGAUUUUGAGAGAUUUGAAUUGGACUGCUCGAUUCACUAAUCUUCAGGGUAGUCUUCAAGUUGCUUGGAGGUGGCAAAAGAUUCAUCCUCAUGGAUAUGCUUCUUAUUAAAAACAGAGGAAACCAAAAAUACCUUUGAAAUUUGUUAUUGUUUUUCAUUUUCAUUUGAUGAAUUUACAUAUUGUUUUGAGGGCUUCUAUAGCUUAUGUGGAGAAAAUAUAUUGUGACUGGUUGUGUACUUACUAGUGAAACUGUGGAACAUUCAGAUGGAUAAAAAAGUUGAUCUUCUUCUC